GUGAAAGUUGUGCUCCUGUUUUCAGCGAUUCAGGGCGUUCCAGCGAUCCAGAUUAUGAACAACCGAUCCCAAAUGAAGUCACGUAUGAGAGCAGUGACGAGCCGUAUGGUAGAAAUGAAACAGAAACAAGCAAUUUAAAAACAAGAAAACGAUUAUUUAAGCCAGAAAACCAUAAGAAAAAUAUUAGAAAACUAAAACGAAUGAG
Acanthoscelides obtectus is the source of this 205-nucleotide messenger RNA. Lineage: Eukaryota; Metazoa; Arthropoda; Insecta; Coleoptera; Chrysomelidae. The record is from the annotation of a GenBank genome assembly.